AUGACGGCGGAGAGUGUGGAGAGUGUUCUUGAGCUCCUCACAUACACCAAGGGCGUGGCUGCGGUCGUUGUGUGUAACCGCGAGGGGGAGCCGAUACGCGACAGCUUUCAGGAUUUGGACCGCACCAAGGCUGUAGAGUACGCAGACAUGGCAGCGGAGCUGGCACGCAACGCGGCCCCACUGCUGGCUGCGGAUGACACGUUGGACUCCCUGCGUGUGCGCUCCCGCACCAAUGAGGUCAUCAUCAAGUGCCAUGAGGAGUUUCUUCUUGUUGUUAUUCAAGAACUAUCGGAGUGA
This is a messenger RNA of Trypanosoma grayi, 297 nucleotides long. RefSeq lists its product as hypothetical. Bases 1 to 297 code for a protein of 98 amino acids. Lineage: Eukaryota; Euglenozoa; Kinetoplastea; Trypanosomatida; Trypanosomatidae. Gene Ontology annotation, cellular component: cytoplasmic dynein complex; cytoplasm. Gene Ontology annotation, biological process: microtubule-based movement. Gene Ontology annotation, molecular function: dynein intermediate chain binding. The record is from RefSeq and is a predicted model, not a curated record. The transcript has a single exon.